AUGUUCCGUUCCACCCAAGUGUGCCUGAGCGCUUUAACGAAGAGAACCCACAGGGUGAAGGUCCAGGUACUGAAGGAUUUCCCGCGAUUUCAAUUAUACAAAGGACAAGUUGCAAAUGUUAAACCAUCUUUAAUGAGAAACUAUUUACAUAAUUUCAAUGGUGCAAAGUACAUACUCAGUGACGAACACGACAUUAAUACGGAACUAUUAAAACAGUAUCAAGCACGUGAGUUGAAGUUAGAGGAAGACCGUCAACAGCUCUCUAAACGCCAAGAAAUGGAAACUCAAAGAAAUAUUGAGCUGCAGAGGCAAUCUGUUUUUGGCCACGAGAAGGAAGAGAGGCCAAAAGAGCAAAAGAAAGGUUUAUUGGAUUCUGAGAUUACUAUCGAAGAGGUUAAGAUCCCCGGUCUUGACAUUUGA
Saccharomyces paradoxus is the source of this 420-nucleotide messenger RNA. It is a transcript of the gene MRPL50, whose product is annotated as mitochondrial 54S ribosomal protein bL9m MRPL50. Bases 1 to 420 code for a protein of 139 amino acids. The record is from RefSeq and is a predicted model, not a curated record. The transcript has a single exon. Lineage: Eukaryota; Fungi; Ascomycota; Saccharomycetes; Saccharomycetales; Saccharomycetaceae.